AUGGAGGAUUUUCUUGAUUCCAAUAAUUUUGAGAUUCGACCCACUGUGGAGGACUCUGUGCUCGCUCUUAUCAAGCUGUUUGAUGAUAGAGCAAACAAACCAGCUUUUGACGUUCUUCCGUUUUACAAGGAGUUCACGAUGGAUGUAAUUUAUCGUAUCGCGCUGGGACAAAAAGGAUCAAAAAUGUUUGCAGAUGAGAAAAUGACACGUGUAGAUAAAAUUUUUCAACGUAGCUUUCGUCAGCCUGCUUUUUAUCUAGCAUGUGCAAUACCCAGUCUUGGGAUACCCAUAAGGAAGCUUUUUCUGCUUACAUCAAAACUUCGACAAAGCUCAGCACCAGCUAUUUUUGAGCAGAUAUACAAGACCAUCGAUGAGAGGAUUGAACAGAGAGUAAGGCGAUACUUCAUUAUCUGA
Strongylus vulgaris is the source of this 414-nucleotide messenger RNA. The record is from the annotation of a GenBank genome assembly. Lineage: Eukaryota; Metazoa; Nematoda; Chromadorea; Rhabditida; Strongylidae.